AUGAAUACUAUUUUACGUAUUUCAUUUUUCCUCACAUACUGUUUUACAGCGAUCUCUGGUCACGGUUAUUUAAUUAAUCCACCUGCCCGUAGCUCAGCAUGGCUUGUUGAUCAAUCGUUUCGACAAUGUUGCACCUAUUCUAACCAUAUGGAAAUGUUCUGCGGUGGCACUCAACACCAAUGGGCAACUCAUGGUGGUAAAUGUAGUAUUUGUGGUGAACCAUAUGAUAGAGUAAAUAAGGUAUUUGAAAAAGGUGGAGCUAUGUAUCUUGGUAAGAUUGUGAAGACAUACAAUCAAGGACAACAAAUUGAUGUUACAGUUGUAUUAACAGCAAACCAUAAAGGUUACUUUGAAUUUCGUUUAUGCAGUUUGGAUAGUAAUCCAAACUCAGAAGCUACACAAGAUUGUCUUGAUCGUCGUGUAUUGAAAAUUGCUGGUACCGAUUCGACAAAGUAUCGCGAUGUUGAUAAAUAUGGUUCAGAAGCAAUUACUGUUCGCCUUCAACUUCCUGCCGAUGUAGCUUGUCGUCAUUGUGUUUUUCAAUGGAAAUAUGUAACAGGUAACAGUUGGGGUACUGAUCCAUUCACAGGUCAAUCAGGUCUUGGUAUGGGUAUUGAAAAUGAGACAUUCAUGGGCUGUGCCGAUAUCUCCAUUGUUGCUAAUGGUACACCUGUAAAUACUCUACCGCCGAUUGAUAUAACUACCGGAACUUUAUCUACGUCAACAAGUCGUCCAGAAGUAACAACUGCUCAAGCUACAACAUCACGGCCAUCAGGUGGUGUCACAACGUGGUCAGCCAGCAAUGUUCAAUAUAAAACCGGCGAUAUUGUUAUGUAUGAAGGUUCUAAAUAUCUUUGUGUUCACGAUCAUACAUCAUUUCCCGGUGCUGAACCAAGUCCAGUUACAUGGGCAUGGUGGAAACGUAUCGACUAA
Molecule: messenger RNA, 933 nt
Organism: Adineta ricciae
Lineage: Eukaryota; Metazoa; Rotifera; Eurotatoria; Adinetida; Adinetidae
Source: the annotation of a GenBank genome assembly